Messenger RNA from Colletotrichum higginsianum IMI 349063, 1308 nucleotides. RefSeq names its product Carboxypeptidase y. The record is from RefSeq and is a predicted model, not a curated record. Gene Ontology annotation, cellular component: fungal-type vacuole. The transcript is spliced from 2 exons. The coding region runs from base 1 to 1308 and encodes 435 amino acids. Gene Ontology annotation, biological process: proteolysis. Gene Ontology annotation, molecular function: serine-type carboxypeptidase activity. Lineage: Eukaryota; Fungi; Ascomycota; Sordariomycetes; Glomerellales; Glomerellaceae.
AUGUUGUUCGAGAACGGCCCGUGUCUGAUGGACGGACCCAACGCCACCAGGUUCAACCCGAACUCCUGGACAGAGCACUUCAACGUCGUGUACCUGGACCAGCCGGCCGGCGUGGGCUUCUCCUACGUCGACAACAGGACCGGCGGGAAGCCGCCGGCCAUGCCGUCCCGCACGCCGGCGUCGUCUCUGGACUCCGUCGCCUUCAUCCGGCUGCUGUACGAGGCCUUCCCCCCGCUCGCGUCCGUCAACCUCCACCUGUCCGGAGAGUCGUUUGCCGGGCGCUACGUCCCCACGCUCGCCGCCAGCAUCCUCGAGUACAACUCCUUCUUCGACCACACGCCGGACGCCCGCGGCGCCGUCAUCCCCCUGCGGUCCAUCCUGGUCGGGAACCCGUGGAUCGACCCGGCCGUCCAGGCGCCCUCCAUGCACGAAGUCAGCUGCUUCGACGGCUGGCGGGGCGGGUAUCCCCGGCACCUCGAGGAGGACGACUGCAAGGCCCUCGGAGGAGCCCUGCCGCGGUGCGAGAAGCUGCUGCGGGCCUGCGAGCAGGGCGGCGCCGCGUCGCCCCUGUGCGCCAUGGCCGUCGACGCGUGCGGGGCCGACUACCUGGAGGUCUUCCAGAAGGCCACGCGCAGCGUCUACGACAGGCGGCGCCGGCACUGCCCGGGACCGGGGAACUGCUACCCGGACGUCGCGGACCCCGUCCGGUACCUCAACUCGCCGGCGGUCCUGGACGGCGAGCUCGAGGUCGCGCUGCGGACGCGGGGCGCCAAAACCAGGUGGGAGAUGGAGGACUGGCCCACGUUCCAGAGGUUCUCGGCAUCGGGCGACUUCGUCGCGCCGACGACGGCCGCGCUCCGUGCGCUGCUGGAGUAUUCUCGCGAUAGUAGCAACAGGGCCGGCGGCGCAUCUCCGAGGCCGCUCGACGUGCUCUUGUACGUCGGGGUGACGGACAUCAUCUGCAACCCCGACGGCGUCCUCGAGGCGCUCCGGGGCAUCGAGUGGGAGGGCAAGGCGUCCUUCCGAGGCACACCGUGGGCAGAACUGCCGUGGGAGGCGUUGUCUGGUGGACGGGCCGGCCGGGUCAAGUCGGUUCCCGGCCUUUGGUUGGCAGAGGUUGAAGAAGCCGGUCACAUGGUCCCGUAUGACCAGCCGGUGUCCUCGCUGAAACUCGUCAAACACUGGCUCGAUCACCUCGACGGGCGGGACGGAAAGGGACGACGGCCUGUUUCCGAGGCCGCGGGCUUCUCACAGGAUCAGUCUGGCCAAUCUGUGUUGGAGGACGACAGGGGCGUUGAUGAGCUGUGA